Molecule: messenger RNA, 3126 nt
Organism: Drosophila guanche
Lineage: Eukaryota; Metazoa; Arthropoda; Insecta; Diptera; Drosophilidae
Gene: Rbp6
Product: RNA-binding protein Musashi homolog Rbp6
Exons: 12
Coding region: 334-1371 (345 amino acids)
Cellular component (GO): cytoplasm
Molecular function (GO): RNA binding
Source: RefSeq, a predicted model, not a curated record
AAAGCGGUAAAAGCAGUGGCAAAAAUCCAAGUAGCCAAAUGGAAAUCAAGGAAUCCUCAAGCAAAUUAAACAGCAGACUAGCAGCAGCAGCCACCAGCGUGGCCAAUGAUUAAGGGCCGGGAUUGUUAGCCGUUCCGUAGUAAUCGUAGCAGCAUCCCCCCGUCCAUCCAUAAACACCACACCACACCACACCACAGACGCCCCCCAGCCCAGCGCUCAAUGCUCGGACAGCAGACGUUGGCGCAACAAUUAUAGAGUAGCAACAGAGAGCAGACAGUCAGUCAGUCAGUCCCCCGCAAGACACAUCCCCAUCUACACACAUACAACUACAACAUGGACAUCAAGAUUGAGCAGCAGCAGCAGCAACAACAACAGCAGCAGCAGCAGCAGCAACAACAGCAAGUGGAGCUGGGUCCCUGCUCGCCCUCGGAGGUGCCCAAUGAUCCUGGCAAAAUGUUCAUUGGCGGCCUCAGUUGGCAGACGAGUCCAGAGAGCUUACGCGAUUACUUUGGACGCUAUGGCGAAAUCUCAGAGGCUAUGGUCAUGAAGGAUCCCACGACGCGUAGAUCCAGAGGCUUCGGCUUUGUCACAUUCAGCGAUCCAAAUAGCGUGGAUAAGGUACUCACCCAAGGCACACACGAGCUGGAUGGCAAAAAGGUCGAUCCAAAAGUAGCUUUUCCGCGACGUGCACAUCCCAAGAUGGUUACGAGAACGAAGAAAAUCUUUGUGGGCGGCCUCUCGGCGCCCACCACGCUCGAGGAUGUCAAAAGUUAUUUUGAACAGUUUGGUCCGAUCGAGGACGCCAUGCUGAUGUUCGAUAAGCAGACCAAUCGGCACAGAGGUUUUGGCUUCGUUACAUUUCAAAGCGAAGAUGUGGUAGACAAAGUUUGCGAAAUUCAUUUCCAUGAGAUAAACAACAAAAUGGUCGAGUGCAAGAAGGCGCAGCCAAAGGAAGUGAUGCUGCCGGCCAACCUGGCCAAGACUCGUGCGGCCGGCCGUUCUGCUUACGAUAACAUCAUGUGGGGUCUGGGGACAUUGCCCGAAGGCUUUCCGGCAGCUGCUUAUGCUGCCUAUGCCGCUGGUCGCGGUUAUUCGGGUUAUCCCUCCUUUGGACUCCCCUAUCCAACUGGCUUGACCAUUUGCGGCAUCGGUAGGAGUUAUGGUGCCGCAUGUAGCGCGACACCGGGCCGCAGCAGAGCCGCUCCGGGCGGUGCCUCUGCUGUUGGUGGUGCUUCGGCGGCUGCCGCCGCCGCUCAUGGCCCACCCCAGUCGGGAUAUCAUCAACAGGCGCUGGCCCUGCCACUUGCCACAGCGCUGACAGCCCGCUCGGCGGCCAUCAAGUCACAGUUUCUGGGCAACAUAAAUUUCUAAGAGCUGAAUCGAGUCUGACAAUGAAUCGAGCGACACACAGAGAGAUAGCCAGAGAAGCAGACAACAAGGCCCUGCAAAAGUUUUUGAUGUUUACAUUUCGAUUCUCAUUGCCAUUUUUGCCUCUUUCUCCUCGGGUCUCCACGACAACGACACGCUAUCCAAAUAAAUCAUUUGUACAAGUGACAAGUAGGUACAGCAAUCAAUAACAACCACAACAGCAAACUGCAACUGCAACUGCAACAGCAACAGCAAGUGCCGCAAGUGCCACAAACAGCCAUAGUUUAGCCCCAUAUGUCUACGGUAAUGGUACGAGUAACAACUGAAAACUGAAAACUACAACCAGCCGAUAACCGCAUCCAGAACAUGAUGAAAUGAGCCUUAAACUCGAAACGAAAACUAACCAGAGAUUCGAAGAGAAUCCAUGUAAUCCUCACACACAAACACUUAGAGCUGCAGUCUUAUGGCUGGACACACAAUUAGCAGCCACAAAUAGCUGACAUUAUAGCCACUUUCUCGUUCCACUUACUCCCCAUAUCGAAUCAGUAUUAGCUGGAAUCCCUAAGUAGUAACUAGCGUUAUCCACGUAUCACAAUACUCAUACAGAAAUACGUAUGAUGUAGAGGGUUAGCCUGCAACCUCUUAGCGCAGUUCUAUAGCCAAUGUGAACGAAAGUAUCUACUAUAACCGUGUAGCAUCGCUUAGGCUUAGAUCUUUAGGCAAACAUAAUCACAUAAACAGACAUAUAACCAUGUAUACGUACCACACUGUAUCGCCUAUACUCGUAUAUCGCUCUAUAGAGACACCAACUAGAGAUAACCCUAGAAAUAUCUGAAAUAUACUUAUCUACAGUAACUGCGUAUAUACGAUAGCCAACUAUAAUCACACACGAAUCUCUCGUACAUUUGUACCCUUUGACCUGGUCCCAGUACUGCUGCUAUUACUGCUCCCAUUUGUGCGACAAUUCUCGCAUUUGUACUCCUAUCGCAUCCCCAUUCAGAGUCAUUCCAUCCCAUCCCAUUCCCCCCGACAUACAUUUAAUAUUUAUAAAACUAUUUUACCGUAGCAUCUAAAUGCAAAUUUCAUUUGUAGUCCUUCCUCCUUGUAUACGUUUGUACUAUGCAUAAAUUAGUUGCUGCUUCCCACAAUUGGAGCAACAGCAGCGGCAGCAACAAUUUGGAAUUCCGAAAUAAAAUGCACAUGGAAUAACAUUUAGAUAACGACAAAUUUUAGCAGGCCUGUCACACAUGUAGUGCCAUUAUUAUCCUUUAAUUAAUUUGCUGCAUAUUAUGUAUGAUAUUUACUCUGGCUUUUGUUGUUGUUUGAGUUUCGUUUUGUUUUUUUUUUUUGCAAUUUCCAUACCCCAUUUUCCUCUACUGAUUUUCAGUUUUUUUUGUUUCUAUUUUAGUUUCAGUUUUAGCUGGAGCUUCCGCUUCUGUUGUCGGUCUACAUACAUAAAUGUAGAUACAUAUAUAUAUAUAUAUAUUGGUGGUUCCCAUGAGUUUUUAGAGAUAAUUAGCAAACGUGCGCAGAGAUUUUUGCCAUGGCAAAAAGUUCAUUAAUUAGUAGAUUUGUCCAUUUAUCCAUUUGCCCAUUAUCCGUUGUUGUAUUAUUCCGUUUCGUAAUAUUAGCAACAAACCGCAUUUGGCCACCCCCACAUAUUGUACGAAUUGAAAGCCUUUAAGAGAAUCAACUAUGAAAAUUCCUUCCUUCAUCGGUGCAUCGCUAAAAAAUCAACAAACAAAAAUCGAAGAAAAA